Molecule: messenger RNA, 2988 nt
Organism: Arabis nemorensis
Lineage: Eukaryota; Viridiplantae; Streptophyta; Magnoliopsida; Brassicales; Brassicaceae
Source: the annotation of a GenBank genome assembly
AUGCCGAUCUUCUCUUGUUGCACCAACGCAAAUUUCUGUUCCUCUCCAGGCAGCAGCUCUCAUGGAGAUUCUACUCCUCGCAGCCCCUUCUCCCCAUUAUCUGCAUACGAAAGGCAGAAAGGUCUCGCUGAUUCCAAAUUCCAGCGUCCCCUACCCAAUUCUUCCGCAUUGGAUCCAUCAUCCCCUGGAUCAAUGCUCCAUGGAGGGCCCAAGUACCAUGAGGCAUUUCAGAUGAAACAGGGGCGUUUUGAUCUCCAAGCCCCUAAGAUUUCAGAAAUGAUGAAAUCAAAUCAUUUAGAUAAUGCUCCCACGCAGUCACUUCUAAGUAUCGUAAAUGGAAUUCUUGAUGAAAGUAUUGAGAGAAAGAAUGGUGAAAUCCCUCAGCGUGUAGCGUGUCUGCUGAGAAAAGUCGUGCUGGAAAUCGAGCGACGUAUUUCGACUCAAUCUGAGCAUCUAAGAACGCAAAACAAUGUCUUUAAAUCUCGUGAGGAGAAGUACCAGUCAAGGAUCAAAGUUCUUGAAACCUUAGCUUCAGGAACUAGUGAAGAAAAUGAGAUUGCUACGAGACAACUUCGACGGAUAAAGACAGAAAAGUCCAAGCUGGAAGAGAAGAAGAAAAACAAAGAGGAGGAUUUGGUUAAGCUAGAGAAAGAAAAUGGUCAAUACAAUACUGAAAUUUCUACUUUAAGGCGAGAACUCGAGACAACCAAGAAAGCAUAUGAACAACAAUGCCUGCAAAUGGAAAGCCAGACAAAGGUCGCUUCCGCAGGUAUCGAGGACAGAGUAAAGGAGCUCGAACAAAUGACAAAGGAUGCAAGCGUUGCAAAAAUUGCCCUUGAGGGAAGGGUUAAGGAACUUGAAAAGAUUGGGAAAGAAGCAAAUGCUGCUAAAAUUACUCUUGAGGAAAAGGUGAAGGAACUUCAACAAUUCAAAAUAGAGACAAUAACUGUUAAUACAAGCCUUGAAGCAAAAAAUCGAGAGCUUGAAAAGAUGGGGAAAGAAGCAAAUGCUGCUAAAACGACUCUUGAGGAAAAAGUGAAGGAGCUUCUACAAUUUAGAAAAGAGACAAUAACCGUUAAUACAAGCCUUGAAGCAAAAAAUCGAGAGCUUGAACAAAAUCUCCUCCACUGGAAGAGUAAAGCCAAAGAAGUAGAAGAAAAAUCAGACUUGAAGAAUCGAAGUUGGAGUCAGAAAGAAGCUUCGUUUAGAAGUUUAAUCAAUUUCCAGUUCCAGGCACUACAAGAAUUGAGGUUCUAUUCUAAGUCCAUCAAACAAGAAAUUCUAAAAGUUCAAGAUAAUUAUAAAGAAGAGUUUAGUCAAUUAGGGAAGAAAUUGCUUGAACUUGGAGAUGCUGCCGAAAACUAUCACGCUGUUCUAACCGAAAACCAAAAGCUUUUCAAUGAACUUCAGGAGCUAAAAGGAAACAUUAGAGUGUAUUGUCGGGUGAGGCCUUUCUUGCGUGGUCAAGGUGCAUCAAACACCGUUGUAGAACACAUUGGUGAGCAUGGAGAGUUGGUGGUUCUCAAUCCCACAAAACCUGGGACAGACGGUCUUCGGAAAUUCAGGUUCAAUGAGGUCUACAGUCCAACCUCUACUCAAGCUGAGGUAUUUUCGGAUAUAAAACCUCUUGUUCGAUCAGUUCUUGAUGGUUACAAUGUUUGUAUCUUUGCGUAUGGUCAGACAGGAUCAGGGAAAACUUACACAAUGACUGGUCCAGAUGGAGCAAGUGAAGAAGAGUGGGGAGUGAAUUACCGUGCUCUCAACGACCUCUUCAAAAUCUCACAAUCUCGACAAAACAACAUUUCGUAUGAAGUCGGAGUGCAGAUGGUAGAAAUAUACAAUGAACAAGUGCGCGAUUUACUCUCUGGGAUUCUUUCUACAACUCAACAAAACGGUCUUGCUGUACCGGAUGCAAGUAUGUAUCCCGUGACAGCGACUUCAGAUGUUCUUGAAUUAAUGAACAUUGGGCUACAAAACCGAGCCGUUAGCUCGACUGCUUUAAAUACAAGAAGCAGCCGCUCUCACAGUAUUGUCACUGUUCAUGUUCGUGGAAAGGACUUGAAGACCGGUUCUGCGCUGUAUGGGAAUCUACAUUUGGUAGAUCUGGCGGGUAGUGAGAGAGUUGAUCGCUCUGAAGUUACAGGAGACAGACUUAAAGAAGCACAACAUAUAAACAAGUCACUCUCAGCUCUAGGAGAUGUGAUUUUCUCUCUUGCUUCAAAGAGUUCUCAUGUACCAUAUAGAAACAGCAAACUAACACAGCUUCUCCAAAGCUCUCUUGGUGGGCGAGCAAAGACGCUGAUGUUUGUGCAACUCAAUCCUGAUAUUACAUCAUAUCUAGAGUCAAUGAGUACUUUGAAAUUCGCAGAGCGUGUCUCUGGAGUUGAGUUAGGUGCUGCAAAGAGCAGUAAAGAUGGUAGAGAUGUUAAAGACUUAAUGGAGCAGUUAGGAUCCCUCAAAGACACAAUAGCGAGAAAAGACGAUGAAAUAGAGCGGCUUCAUUUGCUUAAGGACAUUAAUUACCCUCAGAGACCAAAGAGCUUAGGACAAUCCGAUGACUUUAACUCCGAAACUGGAGAUUCGCAAUUGUCUAUAGAAGUAGAGUCAAGAUACCAACAAGACUAUCUCAGACAAUCACGACAUUCUGUCACGGACAGCGAAACGUACGAUGAGAGGAUUGAUGCAGAGUAUGAUGAAACAGAAGGAUCCAUUGAUGUUGCUCGUGCAGCUGAAGGCAGAAAACCAUUGAAGAUUUCAGACAAACGUAAGCCGGUGACUCCAAGGGCUAGUACGACAACAACACGACCACUAGAUAAACUCAAGCCGGUGACUCCAAGGGCUAGUACGACAACAACACGACCACUAGAAACUACGAGGACGACGACCGUCGCAAAGGCCACUUCAGGCUUGUUGUCACCAAGCAUGAAGAAGACGGGAAGUGCUUCAAAUUUGCUCAAAUCAUCAAAAGAUUCAAAACGGUGGUCGUGA